This is a messenger RNA of Calypte anna (Anna's hummingbird), 3898 nucleotides long. It is a transcript of the gene RASSF5, whose product is annotated as Ras association domain family member 5. The coding region runs from base 52 to 1140 and encodes 362 amino acids. NCBI's taxonomy places the organism in Eukaryota, Metazoa, Chordata, Aves, Apodiformes, Trochilidae. The record is from RefSeq and is a predicted model, not a curated record. Gene Ontology annotation, biological process: signal transduction. The transcript is spliced from 6 exons. Gene Ontology annotation, cellular component: nucleus.
AAAUAAAUAACCCCAACCCCCCCUCCCUGUCAAACAGCAGCAAGGUUGUCAAUGGACAAUGUCAAUGUUUUAUCUCUGGGGGAGGAAAAGCCCCUCCUGGAAGCAGUAACCUGCACCCAUCCACAUUGCAUCUCAGCAGCAUUUGGUCUUCAAGAGCUGCUGGGCUCCCAGUGCCCCAGGAGCCACCAACCUCCCCUGGCAAGGAUGACAGAAAGGGAAGCAGGGACAGGCACUUGCUUUGGGCUGGCAGCAAAGAGAAUUCGCAAAAUAUUCAGGCAUUUCCCCAAGUCCAAGUCUUGGUCUGAGGGAUUCCAGCUGCUGAGGAGGCCGAGCAGGGAGGUCCUGCUGGUUGGAGACUGCAGGUACACGUGUCACCAGGAAUGCUGCAGCCUCAUCCAGCUGGAUUGUCACCAGGGACAGCCCUCACCUGAGAGCACCCUCCUGCCACCCUGCAGCCAGAAUGUAACACAAACUGUAGAAGAGGAAAAACCCGAGCCUCCCACCAUCCAGGAGAUCAAGCAGAAAAUUGAAAAAUACAAUGCAAAGGUUACAAACUGCCUGCUGAUGAAACUGAAUGAUGAUGGGACAUACACUGGGUUCAUCAAGGUCCACUUGAAGCUGCGUCGCCCCGUGACGGUCCCGGCAGGGAUCCGGCCCCAGUCCAUCUAUGAUGCCCUCAAAGAGGUGAACCUGGCUGAGAUGACAGCCAAAAGAACCUCCUUCUACCUGCCCCUGGAUGCCAUCAAGCAGCUCCACAUCAGCAGCACGACCACGGUGAGCGAGGUGAUCCAGGGGCUGCUGAAGAAGUUCCUGGUGGUGGAUAAUCCCCAGAAGUUUGCGCUGUUCAAGGAGAUGCGGAAGGAUGGGCAAGUUCUCCUCCAGAAGCUCCUUCUGAGCGAGUACCCCCUGUACCUCCGGCUCCUGGCGGGUCCCGACACGGAUGUGCUCAGCUUUGUGCUGAAGGAGAAUGAAACUGGGGAAGUUGAGUGGGAUGCAUUCUCCAUCCCAGAGCUACAGAACUUCUUGAUGAUUCUGGACAAAGAAGAAAAGGACAAAAUCCAGCAAGUGCAGAGGAAGUAUGAGAAGUUUAAACAGAAACUGCAACAGACCUUGAAAGAGGCCAGAGGCAAGCCUGGAUAGCUCUGCAGGAGGCACUGGGCAGCAGACUAAGCUAAAUAUCAUUUUUUAAAUGAAAAGACACUUCUCAGGACACCUUAUAGUGGUCACUCUCCCUCUUCAUCCUUCCAUUAAGGACUGGCUCCCAGCAGCCCUAAAAUCAACGUUGACUUCUUCUGGAACCUCUUACCCCAGGACCAGAGCCAAAGAAGAGGAAACCUGUUAGAAAACUGCUCCUCAGCACCCUAGACAAACACAGCUGCUGGGGCCCUUUUCAGCUCUGCCAUCUGAUGGAGAAGCUUGGAGGAAAAGCCUGAGUGUUAAACCCCAGAGGGGCAUCUCCUGGCUUACGUUUUGAGCAGGGUCACUCUUACUGCUCACACUCUUCCCAGGCACUUGCUUCUUUUCUGGAGUCUCCUGGAGAUCUCAUUUUGGAAAUGGGGCACAGGAGGCAGCAGAGGAGGAGGAGGAGGAGGAGGAUGCACCAAACCCUGGGGGUGCUGCAGCUCCAGCCCAUGUCUGGUCCAGGGCUCAGGUAGCCAGGGAAAUGUCAGGUUUGCCAAGGCAACACCCCAACAGGCUGUUAGUGAGGAUUACUGAAACUUGCUUAUAUUUGAAGUCAUCCAGUUUGAUUCCAGUUAAUUCCCAGUUUUGAAAACUGAUGGGAAUUAAAGCAAGGAGCCCUGAUGCUUGCCUGAGCUGGCCAGUGAUUUACCAGUUUUCUGCUCUGGAGGAUUCGGGAUCUGCUUCAACAAAUUCUGUUUGCAAAGUGAUAAGAUGAUGGCUGGGGCAUGGGCUGAUGGUUCAGUACUGAACAUUUCACAAUCCUUACCCAACAGACCAGCCCAGCAAAGCCCAAAUCCCUCUUUCCCAACUCAGAUUCCUUUGGAGCUACCAACAGCUCUGGCAACGAGGGAGAGGAGCUCCAGCCCAGGUCAGGGGAUGGAUGAGUGCCCAGAACAUGGGCUGCCUGGGGGGGAAAACCUCUGAGCACCAGGAGGAGCCAGGGCAGGGUUGGCUUUGGGUGCUUUCCCACCACCUCUCACCCACUCCUGGCCCUCAGAUCCCAUCCUCUCCCUCCCUGUCUCCCUCUCCCUGCUCCCCCCACUCACAUUUGGUGCUCUGCCUGCAAGGUCUCCAGGUUUUGCUCUCUACGUGGAGCCAGGAGGGGAGAAUCAGUCUCUCCCUCCCCUUCUCUCAGGGCUCCCACUGUCCCUGAUGGGUGCCCUGUGCAUCCUUCCAAGAAAAACAAAACAAAAAAAUCCUUGAGCUGGAGCAUCAGGUACUGCCAGGACCCGUGUUUACUCUCAGUGCUUUGUACCAAGCACUGCUCAGCCAGGGUCACCUCUCGCUCUGUUUACACAGGACAAAGAGAAGGAGGAAAUGGAAUAUUGACACUGGUCGGGUUGUGCUGGAGCCUGUGAAGGGGCUGUUCGUGUACUUGGGGAACCAGCAGGUCCUGCUGAGCUCCUGGCCCCACCUGCCCCAGGUGGGGGGAUGCAGGGGGUUACUGGGUGACAGCUACCACGAUGUGGAAGAGUCCAAAAUUUACCUCAGUGCCUUUUUUUUCUUUUUUUUUUUCUUUUUUUUUUUUUUUCUUCUUCCUGAAGUGUGAAGACUUUGAGUUUGGGCUAAGGAGGAAGUUGGAAGGGACUUCUGUAGAGACACCUUGUCAGCUCUGUCCCUGUUCCCUUCUGGCUGCUCCAUCUGUAGAGGGACAAGGAAUUUUGUCUCUUUGAGGGUGACUGCUUGGCAUUUAUUUUUUUCCCCCCUCCCUGGAUUUAUACUUGAGUAUGUUUGGUUCUAAACCCUUAAGAGAGUGACUGCAUCACUUAAACCCUCAGUCUGUAUAAAUGCCACUUUCUUCUGCAAGCUUCUUCCCAGCUCCUGUUGUGGUUGGUGGUGUCCAAGGGUUUGCUCACAGGGACUCCUGGCUCUACUCCACACCUCAGUGACCUUUCCAAGGUGGUGACAGCCCAAACUCAGCAGUGAUUUCCAUGCUCUGGGGCUGUUUGUUCAUUUACAAGAAUACUUCUUACUUCACUCUGCACUCGUGAAGUCAUUUAAAUAAUAUUUAUCUGGUGCUUUCAGUUGUGGAAGCCCUGGGUGAAUCCUUGUGCACUGUACAUCAGUUCUGAGAAGUGAGAUCCUUGUUUUUAAAUCUUUCUGGCUAAAAGUUGCAAGGAAUUCCUUUUUUUGUUGUUGUUUUCCUACUGGUUUUUGGUGACUGUCUCCCUCUCCCCUCCUGGAACCCAGCAUGUCUUUGACAUUUAGUAGAAGGCAUGGCUUCUUAUGCAAUUACUGUGAAUGCUGCUGAAAAAUCUCCUGCAAAGGGGAGGGCUGGUUAUUUUUUUUUUUUUUAAUUAUUAUUUUGAUUCAAGAUGCAGGGGCAUUCAAGGAAUUGGGAGAUCUUGAAACUCAAGGUCUCAACAGGUUGACCUGUGUGUAGAAGAGGAGUAGAGGCCCCUUCCUUAAGCUCAGAAUAUGUUGGCAGUGCCUUGGGUUGGUAAGUUGUCUGCCUAGUUCCUGUGAAUUUAUUUUUCAUGGCUAUUGUAAAAGAUGUAAAAUAAUGUGUAUAGAAUGGAAUAGUAAAGCUUCUAUGGCAAAGUGAAAUGCAUUUUUGCAAUGCUGUAAUUUAUUUUUACUACUCCCCAGUAAUUCUAUGGCAUUUUUAAAAAAUGUCCCACUUCCAGCUUUUUUGAGGGUUCUGAAACUGCUUGUUAAGAUGCAGAGAGUGUAAAAAAAAAGACAAUGAUAAUAAAACUGUCAGUAAUUAAAGGAA